CCAUCCAGUCUGUGCGAGGCUCCCUCCAGUCACCACCCGGAGCUGCCACCAAGGGCCAGUAGGGCGGGGAGCAGCGCCUGGAAAAUGCGCCCCGGGGCUGCUGGCACUUUGAAGGCAGUCUUCCUCUUUUUCGCCUCCAUGUGCGCCUGGUACUCCGGGUACCUGCUGGCAGAGCUCAUUCCAGACGUAUCCCUGUCCAGUGCUGUUUACAGCAUCCGGAGCAUUGGUGAGAGGCCUGUCCUCAGAGCCCCAGCCCCUAAAAGGCAAAAAUGUGACAUCUGGACCUCGUGCCCCCCGAACACCUAUGCCUACCGGUUACUCAGUGGGGGUGGCAGGGACAAGUAUGCCAAGAUCUGCUUUGAGGAUGAGCUGCUCAUAGGAGAGAAGACUAGAAAUGUUGCAAGAGGAAUAAAUAUUGCCAUCGUGAACUAUGCGACUGGGAAAGUGAUAGCAACACAGUAUUUUGAUAUGUAUGAAGGUGAUAACUCUGGACCGAUGACCAAUUUUAUUCAGAGUGCUCCCCGGAAUUCCCUGCUCCUUAUGGUGACCCACGAUGAUGGCAGCAGCAGACUGAAGGAGGACGCCAAGAAGGCCAUAGAAGCUCUUGGAAGUAAAGAAGUCAGGAACAUGCGAUUCAGGUCGAGCUGGGUAUUUCUCACAGCAAAAGGCUUUGAACUUCCUGCAGGAAUUGAGAGAGAAAAGAUCAACCACUCUGACAAUUCGAGGAACAGAUAUUCUGGCUGGCCUGCAGAGAUACAGAUAGAAGGCUGCAUCCCGAAAGAGCCAAGCUAACGUUGCACAGGUUUAAUAAAUGUGGUUUUUGCUAGACAAAUGCAUCAUGGAAUGGCGCAAGGAUCUUAUCCAAGAGUCUAUAUAUGAUGAGUGUUUUGGGUUUGUCAUCAGCCAACCAAUUUCUCCUCGUUGUAUAAAAUCUGGGCACACAGUAUUGUUAUGCCAGUAUUUAUAUAGUGAAGAGAGAAUGAGCAGGGAGACAGAGAUGAGUGGGAAUGACUAAAGGGAAUAAAGGGAUUUACCUGGAAAGGAGAGGGUUGGGGGAAGUAAGCGCUGCUUGCCCAGGGGCGGAGCUAUUAUUUGAUCAGAUCUAAGUGUGACCCCUGUGGUCCAGACGCUCUGCAGAGGGAAAACCUUCAUUCCAUUGUCACCAAGCACAGCCUUGUUUCAGACAGCCAGCUCCUAGGAGGGCUUGGCAGACUGCCUCGGUCAACUCCAGUUGACCCUUGAGCUCUUCCUGUGGGGCCAUGAACUUAUUCAUCCCACAAAUCUGGGCGCCUCCUACCUUCUGCCACUAGCAAUGGGGUAAUGAAUGGGACCCAGUCUCUGCCCUCAUGCAGG
Equus quagga is the source of this 1353-nucleotide messenger RNA. Its product is annotated as protein FAM3B-like. Bases 85 to 792 code for a protein of 235 amino acids. Lineage: Eukaryota; Metazoa; Chordata; Mammalia; Perissodactyla; Equidae. The record is from RefSeq and is a predicted model, not a curated record. The transcript is spliced from 8 exons.